GGCGGGAGACAAGUGGUGUGAAUAAAACCGAGAAAAUGGUCGGCGCAGCUACGACGGCGACAGCGGCGGCGACAUUCCGACCGAGUAUUAUGUCAUCUCUUAGCGGAAACUGCUGUUAUAUCCAAUCAGCAAAACCCAUUCAUCGUUUCUUUCGAUAUAACCCAGGUCAAAAACAAAUUUUAGUGCAACCACGAAGAUCAUAUAUUACAAAUCUUCUAUUCAACAGAAGCAGAAAUACAGAACUGCAAAAUGGCACACGUAAACGUUUAAAACCUGGGAAAUUGUCUCCACGCCGUCCUGUUCCAGAUCAUAUACUAAAGCCUCCAUAUAUUGCUUCUAAGAAGCCACCUGGCAUCGCCAGUGGGCCGGAAGUGCAUGAUGAAGAGGGUAUAGAACAUAUGAGGGCAUCUGGGAGGCUUGCUGCACAGGUUCUUCAGUAUGCUGGGACAUUAGUAAAGCCAGGUAUCACAACAGAUGCAAUUGACCAAGAAGUUCACCAGAUGAUUAUUGACAACGGAGCUUAUCCUUCACCUCUUGGUUAUGGUGGAUUUCCCAAGAGUGUGUGUACUUCAGUAAAUGAGUGCAUAUGCCAUGGAAUUCCCGAUUCACGUGAACUUGAGGAUGGUGAUAUUAUCAACAUAGAUGUUACUGUUUAUCUCAAUGGUUACCAUGGUGACACAUCAGCAACCUAUUUUUGUGGAGAUGUUGAUGAGAAGGCCAAAAAACUAGUGCAAGCAACUAAAGAAAGCCUAGACAAGGCCAUAGCAGUAUGUGCACCAGGAGUGGAGUUCAACGCGAUUGGGAAAAUUAUAAACGCACAUGCAGACAAGCAUCGGUAUGGUGUUGUGAAAUCGUUUGUUGGGCAUGGCGUAGGACGCCUUUUUCACAGUGAACCAGUCAUUCUGCACUACAGGAAUAACGAACGUGGACGCAUGGUGUUGAAUCAGACAUUUACCAUCGAACCCAUGUUGACCAUGGGCAGCAUACACCCGAUAAUGUGGGAUGAUAAUUGGACAGUGGUGACGGAGGAUGGCAGUUUGUCAGCACAGUUCGAGCACACCCUUUUAAUUACUGAAAACGGCGCUGAGAUAUUAACACAGUGUUAGAUUUUGAUUCAUAGAUCGGAUUGGUGUGCCCUUUAAACCAAACACAAGAUCAUUAAAGCAUCAGACACCUAUUCAAAAUUAGUUUUCUUUUGUCCAAUUCUAUUCUUUUGUAAUCUUCAGAAACAUUUUUGUUCUCAAAGUGAUCAGAAUAUGUACCAAAUGUUUGGGAAAUGGCAACCUUAAUCAUUGUUAGGCAAUGUUAAAUGCAAUUUUCUCAAAA
Messenger RNA from Erigeron canadensis, 1326 nucleotides. Its product is annotated as methionine aminopeptidase 1D, chloroplastic/mitochondrial. Gene Ontology annotation, biological process: proteolysis. Lineage: Eukaryota; Viridiplantae; Streptophyta; Magnoliopsida; Asterales; Asteraceae. The transcript has 10 exons. The coding region runs from base 36 to 1106 and encodes 356 amino acids. Gene Ontology annotation, molecular function: metalloaminopeptidase activity. The record is from RefSeq and is a predicted model, not a curated record.